AUGACAAUGAGCGCAGCUCCGCAGCAUCUCAAAGUCCUCCUGACAGGUGGUGCCAGGGGUAUCGGGCGCGGGCUGUUCAGACAGCUGCUGACUUCUGGACACGAUGUGGUCAUUCUGGAUUCCAAUAAAGAGGAGCUGGAGCAUGUCCGGACGCGAGCUGAAGAAUGGGCAAACGGGCGAAAGCAAAGCUGGUCUGCGCUUGAGUGUGACCUCAGCAAGCGAACCGAGUUGAAGACCGCUGUCGAGGACGUCAAACGGAAAUUUGAUGGCAAGCUCGACGUUUUGAUCAACAAUGCUUUCCCGACAGACCUAUCAAUAUCGGAGGAUCGUAGCAUGGAAGCCGAAGGAGAAGACAUAGAGAAAGAGUGGGAUUUGAAGGUUGCAAUCGGUCUCACUGCACCGUUCAUCCUCAGCCGGCUAUGCGUUCCGCUUCUCGCUGCUGGGAAUUCUACUCCAAGCUCACCUGGUACAAUCAUCAACAUGUCAUCAACGCGCGCAUACCAAUCAGAAAAUGACCACGAAGCAUACUCAUCUGUCAAGGCCGGACUGUUGGGGUUGACCCAGUCGAUGUCAGUAUCGCUAGGCCAUCGUCACAAGAUCAGGGUCAACGCGAUCAUCCCUGGAUGGAUUCACGUCGCCAACGAAAGUAAAGCUGGAGAUGAAGGUCAAACCAAGUGGGAAGAGGGUCUUUCAAAGGCCGACGUCGACUGGCAUCCUGCUGGCAGAGUAGGUAAAGUGGAGGAUAUUGCGAAGGCGGUGGAGUACCUCAUUGGCAACGAUUUUGUCACGGGCCAGGAGGUGGUUGUAGACGGCGGUGUCGGAAGAAAGAUGGUUUACCCUGAGUAG
Messenger RNA from Alternaria incomplexa, 846 nucleotides. RefSeq lists its product as uncharacterized. The record is from RefSeq and is a predicted model, not a curated record. The transcript has a single exon. Bases 1 to 846 code for a protein of 281 amino acids. Lineage: Eukaryota; Fungi; Ascomycota; Dothideomycetes; Pleosporales; Pleosporaceae.